AUGGUGCCAUCACUUGUUUCAUUGAUUUCCAAGAAAAUAAUCAAACCUUCUAUUCUCACUCCUCCUAAAAAAUCUCACAAACUUUCAUUUGUUGAUCAAGUUGUUCAUAUGUCUAUUUCUAUGGCAUUUUUCUACCCAAAAAUUAGCAAUUAUGAACCUACACAUGUAUCUCAACUUCUUGAGAAAUCACUUUCUAUUACACUUUCAUUGUAUUAUCCUUAUGCUGGAAGAUUAAAUAAGGAUGAUGAUAAUUAUGUUGAUUGUAAUGAUAUGGGAGUUGACUUAUCACAUGUUCAUGUACAUUGUCCCAUGUCUCAAAUUUUUAGACAACCUUACACUCAUGCUGAACAUGUUGUUUUUCCAGUAGAUGAUCAAACUUAUGCCCAUAAUGAAGGCAAGUUGGCUACAAUGCAGUAUCAACUAUCAAGUCUAAAGAAUCAACUAAAUGCACUAAAAGCCAAUAUCGCGCAUGAAUCAAAAGUACAAAACCCUACCCGCUCAGAAGUUGUGAGCUCUCUUCUUUACAAAUGCGCUAUAGAUGCUAGAAAAGUGAAUAAUUCGGGCUCAUUUAAACCAUCUUACUUGUUUCAACUUGCUAACAUGCGUCAAAGGCUCAACCCACCUUUGUCACAUGACGCAUGUGGAAAUAUUUUAUCUGGUUAUUUCGUGGAAAUAGAUAAUGACAGAGACGUAAAUUGUUCGAAAUUGGUACGUGAAAUGAGGAAGGGGAAAUUGAAUCUUCAUGCUAAGAAAAAUGUGAUUAUCUCAGAAGUAAUUGAAUCAAUUGAAAAAGGAAAUACACCAUUUCAUAGCAAUGAAAUUGAUAAUUAUUUUUGUAGUAGUUUGAUAGCAUUUCCACUUUAUAAAGUGGACUUUGGUUGGGGAAUGGGAACUGGGCCUUUCAACAAGUGGUUUUAUUUAUUGGAUAACCAAAGUGCAGGUGGAGUUGAAGUUAUAGUCAUGUUGGAUGAACAAGAUAUGGCUAUAUUUGAAAGAGAUCCAGAGCUUCUUGAGUUUGCUAGUCCAAUUACAAGUCUUCAAUUAUAA
This is a messenger RNA of Solanum tuberosum (potato), 1047 nucleotides long. Its product is annotated as acylsugar acyltransferase 3-like. The record is from RefSeq and is a predicted model, not a curated record. The transcript is spliced from 2 exons. The coding region runs from base 1 to 1047 and encodes 348 amino acids. Lineage: Eukaryota; Viridiplantae; Streptophyta; Magnoliopsida; Solanales; Solanaceae.